AUGGGGGGUGAGGUUGAAGAGGGGUCUGGGGGAGGCGAAUUACAGGUGGGGGAGGGGGAAAGACAGGCCAGAGUGGCACGGAGGGAGGAAGUGGAAGAGUGGGAGUCAGAGGGAAUAACAAAGAGAGCUACAGCCCAGACAGAUGCAACUGUAGAGGCAGAGGGACAGAGAGAGAAAGGUCAGGAGAGGGCCAGCCUCACACAGGCACAGAGUGGAGCAGCAGGAAGAGGGGGGGGGAAGAAAGUGUGGCAGGGGGAUGAAAGCACACAGGAAGAAGAAGAGGAGGAAAAACACAGUUCAAGGGGAGAGAGAAGUCUGAAAAGGCAGAUAGUGGAAGAUGCAGGUGAGAAGGACAGAGAGAAAGAGGUUUUGGUGGUGGGGCGCGCUCGCCGAGCUGCCAACAGACACCCUCACUUUUCCCAGUAUAACUUCCAAGUGCAGGUUCCAGAAAACCAGCCCCCAGGCACCUCAGUCAUACCAAUGUCAGCCACCGACCCAGACGCAGGUGACGCAGGCAGGCUCAGCUACACCAUGGCCCCUCUCAUGAACAGCAGAUCCACUGACUACUUCCACAUCGACCCUGACACGGGCCUCAUCACCACCUCCCAGGUGCUGGACAGGGAGCACAUGGACCUGCACUACUUCCGGGUUACGGCGUCAGACCACGGCUCUCCACGCCUUUCUGGCACCACCAUGGUGGCAAUCACCGUGGCCGACCGCAAUGACCACUCGCCCAUCUUUGAGCACACAGAGUACCGGGAGACCAUCCGGGAGAACGUGGAAGAGGGCUACCCCAUCCUGCAGCUCCGAGCCACUGACCUGGAUGCCCCGUCCAACGCCAACAUCCGCUACCGCUUCAUAGGAGACACCGCUGCUGCCGCCCGGGCCGCAUUCGAGAUCGAUCCCCGCUCAGGGCUGAUCACCACGCGGGGCGUGGUCGACCGGGAGACCAACGAGCGCUACACACUCCACGUGGAGGCCAGCGACCAGGGAAGGGAGCCCGGGCCGCGCUCGGCCAUCGUUAAGGUCUUCAUCACGGUGCUGGACGAGAACGACAACGUGCCCCAGUUCAGCGAGAAGCGCUAUGUGGUGGCAGUCAGGGAGGACGUCCGGCCCCACUCUGAGAUCCUGAGGGUGAGCGCUACGGACCAUGAUAAGGAUAGCAACGCGGCCGUCCACUACAACAUCAUCAGUGGGAACAGCCGGGGCCAGUUCUCCAUCGACAGUGUGACAGGGGAGAUCCAGGUAGUUGCCCCUCUGGACUUCGAGGCAGAGAGGGAAUACACUCUGAGGGUCCGAGCCCAGGACAACGGCCGGCCACCGCUCUCCAAUAACACAGGUAUCAUCAGCGUGCAGGUGACCGACGUCAACGACAACCCUCCCAUCUUUGUGUCCACGCCGUUCCAGGCGUCAGUGCUGGAGAGCGCCCCCGUGGGAAGCUCCAUCCUCCACAUCCAGGCCAUCGACACCGACUCUGGGGACAACGCCCGUCUGGAGUACAGGCUGACUGGCACCAGCCCUGACACGCCCUUCGUCAUUAACUCUGCAACCGGCUGGGUUACGGUCAGUUCGGCCCUCGACCGGGAGUCUGUGGAACACUUCUUCUUUGGGGUGGAGGCUAGAGACUAUGGCAUCCAACCUCUCUCCGCCACAGCCAGCGUGACUAUAACAGUGAUGGACGUCAAUGACAACAGGCCAGAGUUCCUGCAGAAAGAGUACUUUGUGAGGCUCAACGAGGACGCGGCUGUGGGCACCAGUGUGGUCGUUGUGACCGCGGUCGACCGUGAUGUCAACAGUGCGGUCACCUAUCAGAUCACGGGGGGCAACACCCGUAACCGCUUUGCUAUAAGCACAGCCGGGGGAUCGGGGAUGAUCUCUCUAGCACUGCCGCUCGACUACAAACAGGAGCGCCGCUACGUUCUGACUGUGACCGCUUCUGACCGCACGCUACAUGACACAUGCCAGGUCCACGUCAACAUCACGGACGCCAACACGCACCGGCCCGUGUUCCAGAGUGCUCACUACUCGGUGACCGUGAACGAGGACCGCCCCCCGGGCAGCACGGUCGUGGUCAUCAGCGCCACGGAUGAUGACGUUGGCGAGAACUCUCGCAUCACCUACUUCCUGGAAGACAACAUCCCCCAGUUCCGCAUCGACCCAUCCAGCGGAGCCAUCACCCUGCAAGCCGAGCUGGACUACGAGGACCAAAUGACCUACACUCUGGCCAUCACCGCCCGGGACAACGGCAUCCCACAGAAGUCUGACACCACCUACGUAGAGGUGAAUGUGAACGAUGUGAACGACAACGCACCACAGUUCCUCAGCCCCAGGUACCAGGGCACUGUCAGUGAAGACGCCCCACCCUUCACUAGCGUCCUACAGAUAUCCGCCAUGGACCGAGAUGCCCAUGCCAAUGGCCGCGUCCAGUACACCUUCCAGAAUGGGGAGGACGGUGAUGGAGACUUCACCAUAGAGCCCACAUCGGGCAUCGUACGCACGGUCCGUCGUCUGGACCGCGAGAGUGUCCCAUUCUAUGAACUGACGGCGUACGCCGUGGACCGUGGUGUGCCUCCACAGCGGACGCCCGUCCACAUUCAGGUGACGGUUCUCGAUGUCAACGACAAUGCGCCUGUGUUCCCGGCGGACGACUUUGAGGUUCUAGUGAAGGAGAACAGCGCUGUGGGGUCGGUGGUGGCCCAGAUCACAGCCACAGACCCAGACGAGGGGGCCAAUGCCCAGAUCAUGUAUCAGAUCGUAGAAGGCAACAUCCCUGAGAUCUUCCAGAUGGACAUCUUCUCCGGGGAGCUCACCUCCCUCAUAGACCUGGACUAUGAGGCCCGCUCCGAGUACGUGAUCGUGGUCCAGGCCACCUCAGCCCCCCUGGUGAGCCGGGCCACGGUGCGCAUCCGGCUGGUGGACCAGAACGACAACCGGCCCCAGCUCCAGGACUUCCAGAUCAUCUUCAACAAUUUUGUGUCCAACCGCUCCAACAGUUUCCCCAGUGGGGUGAUCGGCCGGGUGCCGGCCCAUGACCCUGAUGUGUCAGACCGCCUGUACUACUCCAUUGACCAGGGAAACGACCUGCACCUGCUACUGCUCAACCACAGCAGCGGGGAGAUCCGGCUGAGCCGCAAGCUGGACAAUAACAGAGCCUUGGUGGCCCCCAUGCUCAUUACUGUCACAGACGGUAUCCACAGUAUCUCGGCCCAGUGCAUCCUCCGAGUGCUCAUCAUCACAGAGGACAUGUUGAGCAGCAGCGUGACGGUGCGCCUUCAAAACAUGUCCCAGGACCACUUCCUGUCCCCUCUGCUUGGUCACUUCCUGGAGGGGGUGUCGGCGGUGCUGUCCGUCCCUCCGGAGGACGUGUUUGUUUUCAAUAUCCAGCCGGACGGCGAGGCGGGGGGAAUACUGAAUGUUAGUUUCACUGCGGCGCUGCCCGGGGGUAACUUUUUCCCCUCUGAAGCCCUGGAAGAGCAACUCUACCUCAACCGGCCACACCUCACCUCCCUGGCACAGAUGGAGGUGCUCCCGUUCGAUGACAACGUGUGUCUGCGGGAGCCGUGUCAGAACUACAUGAAGUGCAUCUCGGUGCUUCGCUUCAACAGCUCUGCUCCCUUCAUCUCCUCUCCCUCCGUCCUGUUCCGGCCCAUCCACCCCAUCGCCGGGCUGCGCUGCCGCUGCCCCGCAGGCUUCACUGGGGACUACUGCGAGACGGAGAUCAACCUGUGUUACUCCAACCCUUGUUUCAACGGAGGGGUGUGUGCUCGCAGGGAGGGAGGCUACACCUGUAUCUGCAGAGAAGACUACACCGGCGAGCGGUGUGAGUGGGACAGGCGUCAGGGCCGCUGUGUCCCUGGGGUGUGUAGGAAUGGAGGGAUGUGCAGGGAGCUGUCUGGAGGGGGGUUCCGCUGUGAGUGCCCUGGAGGGGGGUACGAGCGGCCCUACUGCGCUGUCACCGCACGCUCCUUCCCCCCCAAGUCCUUUAUCAUGUUCCGAGGCCUCCGCCAGAGAUUCCACCUCUCCAUCUCUCUCACCUUUGCCACCCUGGAGAACAGUGGCCUCCUCUUCUAUAACGGCCGCUUCAACGAGAAACACGACUUCCUGGCUCUGGAGAUCUUAGAGGGCCAGGUGGUGCUCAAGUACUCCACAGGUGAAUCGUCCACUCAGGUGAGCCCCUUCCUACCUGGGGGCGUAGCCGAUGGCAACUGGCACACUGUCCACAUCCAUUACUACAACAAGCCCAAGCGUAGUGUGAGUGGGGAGGCCCAGGGUCCGUCUGAUGAGAAGGUGGCGGUGGUCAGUGUGGAUGACUGUGACACGGCCGUGUCGCUACGCUUCGGAACGCAGCUCGGCAACUACAGCUGUGCUGCUCAGGGCAAGCAGACCAGCUCCAAGAAAUCUCUGGAUCUCACCGGUCCCUUGUUUUUGGGCGGAGUGCCCAACACGCCUGAUAAUUUUCCAUUCCACACCCGCGAGUUUAUCGGCUGUAUGAAAGACCUCCACAUCGACAACAGUCCUUUGGACCUGGCUGGAUACAUCGCUAACAAUGGAACCCUACCUGGCUGUAGUGCCAAGAUGCCCUUCUGUAAAUCCAACCCGUGUCAGAAUGGAGGAACGUGCCAAGUGAGCUGGGAGACCUUCUCAUGUGACUGCCCCCUAGGUUUUGGAGGGAAGGACUGCAGCCAUGUGAUGCCCCACCCACAUCGUUUCCUGGGAAACAGUGCCCUCUGGUGGGACCUGAAGAAUGACGUGACCAUCUCCACUCCCUGGUACCUGGGGUUGGUGUUCAGGACGCGGGCCAGGGAUGGCACCCUGCUGCAGGCACAGGCCGGACAGUACACCAGCCUGGUCUUCCAGCUGGUGAGUGGACAGCUGGUGUUCUCAGUGACCAAGGGGUCGACGCGGCCGGUGCGUCUGCGUCUGGACCAGGUGCAGGUGAGCGACGGGCGCUGGCAUGACCUGCAGUUGGAGCUCCGAGACGUCCGCAGCGGGAGGGAGACGCGCUACGUGGCUACUGUCCGCCUCGACUUCGGCCUCUUUCAGGGCACAGUGAUAGUGGGGAAUGAGAUCCAUGGGCUGAAGGUGAAACACCUUCAUGUGGGCGGAGUCCUGGGCUCGGGGGAGGUGCAGAAUGGGAUACGGGGCUGCAUCCAGGGGGUUCGUUUGGGGGUGCGACCAGAUGCCCCGCCCCUACCCCGCCCUUCCAAGGCUGUCAAAGUGGAGACGGGCUGUAGCGUUGGCAACCCCUGUGUCUCCUCCCCCUGCCCGCCCCACAGCCGUUGUAGUGAUGAUUGGGAACGCCACACCUGUCUGUGCGAACCAGGUUUCUAUGGUAAGGGCUGCAAAGACGCGUGCCAGCUGAACCCGUGUGAGAACAAUGCCCAGUGCCACAGGAAGCCCAGCUCAUCCCACGGAUACAUCUGUGACUGUGGAGACAACCACUACGCACAGUACUGUCAGCACAGGAUUGACCACCAAUGUCCACGUGGUUGGUGGGGCUCUCCAACAUGUGGGCCCUGCCACUGUGAUGCCAGUAAAGGAUUCGACCCCGACUGCAACAAGACCAGCGGCCAGUGUCACUGCAAGGAGUUCCACUACCACCCGCGGGGCAGUGACUCCUGCCUGCCGUGUGACUGCUACCCUGUGGGCUCCUUCUCCCGGUCAUGUGAACCAGAGAGUGGCCAGUGCCAGUGUCGGGCUGGCGUGAUUGGUCGACAGUGCAACAUGUGCGACAACCCCUUUGCUGAGGUCACACAGACAGGCUGCGAAGUCAUCUAUGACGGCUGUCCUAAGACCAUCACCCUGGGGAUCUGGUGGCCCAGGACUAAGUUCAACCUGCCAGCAGCCGUACCUUGUCCUAAAGGAUCUGUGGGUGCUGCUGUCAGACACUGUGACGUGGAGAGGGGCUGGCUGGAGCCAGAUCUCUACAACUGUACCUCUCCUCCCUUUGUGGAGCUCAAUGCAGCGCUGGAGUCAGUGGAGCGGAACGAGACAGAGCUCAGUACCAUCAUCGAGAAGAAACUGGCCCACCAGCUCCGUGAUGUCACGGAAGCAACACCCCGUCUCUACGGCAAUGACCUUCAGAUUGCAGAGCGGCUACUGUCCCGCCUGUUGACCUUUGAGAGUCUGCAGACGGGCUUCGGCCUGACCGCCACCCAGGACGCACACUUCAACGAGAAUGUUCUGCGGGGCUGCAGUGCGGUGCUGGGUCCCGGCAGUGCAGGGUUAUGGCGGGCCCAGAGCCAGGUCCAGGGAGGGGCAGGGGGGCUGGCUGACCUGCUGGAGCAGUAUGCCCAGACCCUGGCCCAGAACAUGAAGCUAACCUACCUGAACCCAGUGGCCCUGGUCGCCCCCAACAUCGUGAUGAACCUUGACCGCGUGGAGAACCACACCCACGUGCGCAGACGUUUCCCUCGCUACCACAGCCCUCUGUUCCGCGGCCAGGCUGUCUGGGACCCCCACACACACGUGGUGCUGCCCCCUGCUGCCCUGGUGCCACAACGACACCAGUUUUCAGCUUCACAGAACACAGCUCCCGCCCCCAUCAGUAUGUCGGCCAAUCAGACAGGAGAAUAUGCUGCGGCCAGCCGUUCUGUUUCGCUGCCGGAGCCGCCCGUCACCAUCGUCAUCAUGUUGAUCUAUCGUAGCCUUGGAGCGGCACUCCCCCCCAAGUACCACACUGACAGACGAGGAGUCAGACUCCCCAGACAUCCUGUAAUAAACUCUCCAGUGGUCAGUGUGUCUGUCUACAACAACCAGACGUUUGUCGGGGGUCCGCUGGACUCGCCCCUGCAGCUGGAGUUCCACCUGCUGGAGACCGCCAACCGCAGCAAGCCCCUGUGUGUCCAGUGGAACCACAGCAGCCCGUUGGAGGUGGGAGGUUGCUGGACAGUGAGGGACUGCAUCGUAGUAUACAGGAACACGUCCCACGUGCGUUGCCAGUGUCAGAGGCUGGGCACCUUUGGUGUCCUAAUGGACAGCUCCCAGAGAGAACAGCUGGAGGGGGAUCUGGAGACUCUGGCCCUGGUCACCUACUCCUCUCUGUCUGUGUCUAUGCUGGCGCUGCUGCUGACCGUCCUGGUGCUGUCCUGCCUCAGGGGCUUAAAGUCCAACACCCGCUCCAUCCACUCCAACAUGGCCGCCGCCAUGCUGCUCUCUGAGCUCGUCUUUCUGCUCGGCAUCAACCAGACCGAGCAGCAGUUCCUGUGUACGGUGGUGGCUAUCCUGCUGCACUAUUUCUUCAUGGCCAUGUUUGCCUGGCUUUUUGUGGAAGGGCUCCAUAUAUACCGCAUGCAGACAGAGGCACGCAACAUCAACUAUGGAGCCAUGAGGUUCUACUAUGCCAUCGGGUGGGGUGUACCUGCCAUCAUCACAGGUUUGGCGGUAGGGCUGGAUCCUGAGGGCUAUGGCAACCCAGACUUCUGCUGGAUCUCCAUCUAUGACAAACUCAUCUGGAGCUUCGCUGGACCCAUCGCCAUCGUCAUCCUGAUAAACGGUGGGAUGUUUCUGAUUGUGGCGCGCAUGUCCUGCAACCCCUCCCAGAAAGAGACCAAGAAACUACCUGUCAUUGGCACUAUACGCAGUGCCUUCCUCCUGCUGCUCCUGGCCACCUCUACCUGGUUCUUUGGGCUGAUGGCUGUCAACAACAGUAUUCUGGCCUUCCAUUACAUCUUCAUUGUACUAUGCUUACUGCAGGGUCUUGCUGUGUUCCUGGUGUUCACGGUACUGAACGCCGAGGUGCAGGAGGUCUGGAAGUUGUCGUGUCUGGGUAGGAAGAGCCCCAACGAGGACACGCCCAGAGCCCCACAAAUCCCUGGUCAAAACCCCUACAACAAUGCGUCGUUGCUGGAGCAGAGCGGACUGCACCGCAUCACCCUGGGAGCCUCCACUAUCUCCUCUGUCAGCAGUGCUCGAGAAAACCUGCUGGCCCGCCAGACCUUGGAACACAAUCUGGGACACACUGGCGCCACAGACCUGGACGUGGCCAUGUUCCAUAGAGACGGAGGUGAGGACUCGGACUCAGACUCAGAUCUCUCUUUAGAAGAGGAACAUAGUCUCUCCAUCCCCUCCUCCGAGAGUGAGGACAACGUUCGUCUCCGUGGACGCAUCCAGCGACGCUUCAAACGCACCAAUCACAGUGAGCGGCUUCUCACAGAGCCCGCCCACAACGGCACCAAAGACCUGGAUGGCAAUGAUCUGCUCUCCUAUUGGCCAGCACUGGAGGAGAGCGAGGUCCACUCCCUGCAGAAGUGGGGCUCAGAGCGCCGCCUAGUGGCUGACUAUAGCAAGGACACCGCCAACAACAACCAGCCUGAGACUGUGCUGACCAGCGGGGACGAGAACGGCCUGACAGGACAGCCCAACCGCCACCGCAAGGGCAUCUUGAAGAACCGCAUUGACUGUCCCCCGGCCCUGCAGGGUCUCUCCACCAUGGGUCAGGCCCCCAGCGAACUCUCCUGGUACCGCACCUCCACCCUGGGCCACAGGGGUGUCCCGGCAGCCUCCUACGGUCGCAUGUACUCUGGGACAGGCUCCCUGUCUGGCACGGGCUCCUUGUCCCAGCCCGCCUCCCGGUACUCCUCCAGGGAGCACUUGGACUCUCUGGCCCGCCGCCAGCUCUCCAGAGACCCCCUGGGCCGCCAGGCUGGAGGAGGGUCCCAGAACCGUCUGGACCGCCAGGGUCCCCGGGACAACCUGGACCUGCUGCCCCGCCGGCGUGAGCCGGGCCUAGACAGAGCCUCCAGGGAGAACCUGAGCAGCUCCAGAGACAGGCUGGAUGUCCACCAGCACAGCACCCACGCCUCCCAGGAGGACUUGAGUGGGAAUGGGGGUGUGGAGCCCGGUCUGGGGGGGUCGCGCUCCCAGCUCAACACCCUGACACGGCGCCAGGCCUCCUCCCGUGAACACCUAGGAGGAGCGCUGAUGAGCAGCCGCUCCCGCGAGCAGCUGGAGGCCAACGGGAGCGGCGGGGUAACCCAGUCCCAGCCCUGCAGGGAGUGGCUUCGCACCCUGCCCCCCCGCCAGCCCUCGCACCCCGACCAGCCCCCGCCCUCCUCCCCUCCUCCCCCCAUCAGCGAGGAACCCCAGGAGCCCCCCCUACCCCGCCGCGGCCGGCUGGACUCUGCCCCCCAGUGUAGGUUUCCCCUCCCUGCCCCCGGCGCCCCCCCCAGCCGCCACCCGUCCAGCGAGCACCUGGACAUCCUUUCCUCCAUCUUGGCCUCCUUCAGCUCCUCCGUGCUCACACCCCCAGCCCCCUCGUCAGCACAGGGACCCUCCCCCUCCCCGCCCCACUCCGCCACCUCCCACAGCAUCUCUGAGGUCUCCCCAGACUCUGAGGCUAUGACAGGCAUGCCGGCGACCACCUGCUCCUGGCGCCGGUGCAGCGCCUGGCGGCUCUCCACCUUCAGCCUCUUCCACAGGGUCUUCAUGGUGCCCACCGAGCUGGGUGGCCGGUCGGGGAAGGCGGCGUUGAAGGCUUCCACCACCUCGCCCCACACGGCGUUGCGGUGCACAGUGGUGUUGGUGUCCUUCCUGAAGUCCUGUGAGGGUCCGAUCCUGACAGUGUACAGCCUCCAAUCUCAGCCCAAAGCCUUCACCUCACUGAGCGUGCUCCUCAACUACCGCAUCCAUGGGAUUCGUCCCAAACCACAGACAGGAAAUAGACGGACCAGUGACCCAGAGGAUGAUGUGGUAGUGUUUGGGGGGAAGGCUGUGCGCCUGCUGAGGCUGAGUGCUGGAGGGCAGAGGCUGGAGCUGCUGGGCCCCCUCAUGGAGCUGCAGGACUGGGCCCUGGAUGUCCGCUGGGUCUCUGGAGAGAAAGGGCUACUCGGCGUGGCUCUGGCCCACAAUGCUGCUCUGUUGCUGGACCCUGUUGAGGGCCGCGUCCUGGCCCUCUGCUCUUGCCAGGAGGGGUGUUUGCUGUACACCGCCCUGCUUCUGGGUGGGACCUGGGAGGACUCUGUCCUGGUGGGGGGGACCGUGUUCAACCAGCUGGUGCUCUGGAGGCCAGGAGUGGCACAGCCAGACGGGAAGGCCCCAGUGGAGAGGCGUCUGCCAGGUCACAGUGGUGUUAUCUUUAGCCUCUGUUACCGCCGGGAGACUGGCUGGCUGGCAUCCGCCUCGGACGACCGCAGUGUGAGGGUCUGGGGGGUGGGGGACCUGGGGGGUGCUGGAGGGGGGUGUGGAGACCCCAGCCCGACGUGUCUGCGGGUGCUGUAUGGACACCAAGCCAGGGUUUUCUCCGUCAAGCUGUCCCCUGGACGGGUGUACAGCGCUGGGGAGGACGGGGCCUGUCUGCUGUGGGACUGGGGAGGUGGGGGGAGGGUGGCUCGGACACUGAAAGGCCACCGGUCCGGGGGGGUGAGGGCACUGGCGGUCAGUGAAGGAGGGGAGGGCCGGGGCAGGUGGGUGGCCACCGGAGGGGCAGAUGGAGGGAUCCGCCUGUGGCGGGUGGGGGGUGAGGAGGAGAAGGGGGAGGCUGAGCAAGGGGAAGCGGAGAGCCUGGUGGACCUGGGCUUCCAGGGCCGAGGCGUGCCGAAAGUGGUUGGUGUGGUGGGGGACGGGCACUGGAUCCAGGGCAGGGUGGUGGUGAACACAGACCAUGGGGAGGUCUACCUCUAUGAGGGGGGGCAGUGGGGUCUCCUAUGGGAGGGGGGUCCUGAGUUCCAGUCCUACUGUGUAAUGGUGGUGCUAAAGGUGAGGGGUUGGGGGGCAGCUGCGUCCAGGGAGGGGCUGUGUGCUGUAGGCAGCCUCAGUGGAGGAGUGCAGGUCUUCCCCCUGUCUCAGCCUGGCGCGGGGGUGUUGCUGAGGGCAGGGCCAGGGAAAGUCCACAGUGUGCUGUGGGUGAAGGGCCAGGCAGAGGGGCAGAGGCAAGGGGGGUACCUGCUGGCAUCCGGAGCAGAGGGGCUGGUCCAUCGUUGGCAGGUGGAGGUAGAGAUGAGAGACACUGGACUGGCUCUCAGGGUGGAACCUCUCUCUCCUCUCCUUCUGCCUCCCUGUGCCAAACGCUGGCUCACUGCUGUAGUUUACCUCAACCGCCCACAGGGGGCACUGUGGGUAUGUGGAGACAGGAGAGGGUCACUGCUGCUGUUUGAAGAGAGUGAACACCAUCAAGAGAAGAAGAGGGGAGAUGGAGAAGAGCACGAGGAUGAAGAGAUAGGAAGAGAGGCACAUAAUGGGAUGGUUGGAAGCAAUGAUGAAAAGGGGGAUGUGAUAGUCAGAGAGGGGGGUGAGGAGAGAGAGGCCAGCAGGGCAGGGCUGACCCUCCAGCCUGUGAGCUCUCUGUUUGGGGUGCACGGGAAGCAGGGGGUGACGUGGGUGUGUGAGCACCGGGGGCUGCUGUACAGUGCGGGGAGAGAUGGCUGUGUGAGGGUCCUCCGUGUCGGACCAGAGGGACUGGAGGUUUUGAGGGUCCAGCGGGCCUGCAAGGGGAUGGAGUGGCUGGAGAGAGUUCUGCUUCUGGAUCCCCAGGGCUCAGAAGAGGACCAGAGGGUCCAGGAACCAGAAGGGACUGGGAGUGGGAAAGAGGCCCGCUUUGUGAUCGUGGGCUUCCACUCGGUUCACUUUGUGGUGUGGGACCCUGUGAGGCAGGAGAGGCUGCUGUCAGUGCCCUGUGGAGGAGGCCAUCGGUCCUGGUGCUACUGCCCCCACCAGGAUGGCCUCUCUACGGGCCAGGGGGCACUGGUGUUCAUCAAGCAGGGGGUGGUCCUGGCCUCUGAACCCUCUGGUGAGGCACCCAGCCGGGCAGGGAGCCUGGGCCUGAGACAGGGGCUGCACGGCAGGGGAGUGGGCUGUGUGUGUCGCUUGGGGGUGGUGGGGGAGGCUGGAGAGGGCCACUGGGAGGUGCUGGUGACAGGAGGAGAGGACACCAGCUUGACCGUCCUGGCGGUCCGACCGCAGACGGGCGCAGUCAGAGUGCUGUCGGUCAUCACCGACCACAUCUCGAAUGUUCGGACUCUGACAUCAGUCAAACGUUUGGAUGGAAGGACUGACAGAGGGACAGAUGAACAGACAGCAACACAGUCCCUCUCUGCACUGCUGGUAUCUGCAGGUGGGCGGGCACAGAUGCAGUGCUACCGGCUGCUGAUUGGAGAAAAUGGACAGUUAGGCUUGCCCUCCUGUCAGGUGAUACAGGUGGCCAGCCACCGAUUGGACGAUCAGUGGGAGAGAAUGCGGAACCGACACAAGACUGUGAAAAUGGACGCAGAAACCAGGUACAUGUCCAUUGCCGUGGUGGAUGAUGGGACAGAGUCAGUCCUCCUGGCAUUGGCCUGCAGUGAUGGAGCUGUGAGGCUCUUCUCAGUCAGUGAGGUGAGGGGGAAGUUUGAGCUCCUGUGGGAGAGUUUCCACCACCAGAGAUGUGUACUCAGCAUCGCCACCUGCAGCCUGGAGGAUGGACAGGGCAAUCGAUGUGUGUUCCUCUUCAGCGCAGCCACAGAUGGAAGGAUAGCAGUGUGGGAUAUGAGCACCAUGGCCAACUCAGAAGACAAGCCCCAUACUGUGGCCCUAGCCCCAACCAGCCCCUGUCUAACAGUCCCCGCCCACCAGAGUGGAGUCAACACCCUGGCCGUAUGGGAGGAGGGCCUGGGGGCGGGACAUACAGACGGAGCCCGGAUAACAUUGGCUAGUGGAGGAGAUGACGGACAGCUGUCAGUGGCACUCAUCAGGGUGCAGUACCUGGGGGAGGAGGUAGAGGGCAGCAGAGUGUAUCUACAGCUCCAGUCUCAGUGGUCAGUGGCUUUAGCCCACGCUGCCCCUCUGACCGCCCUGAGGAUGCUGAGCCCAGGCCUGUUAGUGUCCACAUCCCCUGACCAGAGGGUGUGUCUGUGGAAGCUGGCCAGUACCGGACUCAGCCAACAAGGAGCGCUCAUCUCCCAUGUGGCAGAUGCAGCAGGGCUGGAGGCCACACGGAGGAAGCGCACCCAGCCGGCCCAGACCUCUGCCAACAUCCCCCCUGACAACAUGACCCCGUGGGGCGGGCUGUCCCUGUCCGAAUCCUCCUUCACUAGCAUCCCUCCGCCCCCACCCCCGCCCGCCCCUCUCCCCACAGCCCUGUCCCCCCAACUCCCCCGACACCUGUCAGGGGGUGUAGGUGUCCGGAGCCCUGCCCCCUCGCCCCCAGUCACAGCGCCCACGGAGGGGGGCAGGGCUGUGAGGCAGUGCUGGAGAGUGUUCCUGCGCUGUGCCCUUGACUUCAAGAUGGACAGUAUUAUUCUUAAUCCUCUCCAGCCUGUCCUACCUGAUCACACAGCCAUGCUGGACGAAGCACAGUUGGAUAUACUGGGUCAGCGGUUGGGAAAGACGUCCCGGUCGGUUUGGGAGAGGGUGAAGGCAGAAUGCUGGUGUUCUGGUCCCAGGCUGAAGAGCUGUAUGUUGUCAUUGGUUCCUGUCCUCGCCUGGCUGCCUCGCUACUCCCUCAGAGAAAACGCCAUCGGAGACCUGAUUUCGGGCAUCAGUGUGGGCAUCAUGCACCUACCUGGAGGCAUGUCUAAUGCGUUGCUGGCUGGGGUGCCUCCUGUGUUUGGUCUCUACACCUCUUUCUAUCCAUUGGUCAUCUACUUCAUCUUUGGGACAUCCAGACACAUCUCAGUGGGUACUUUCGGCAUUCUUUCUAUCAUGAUUGGCACUGUGACGGGUAGCGUGGAGUUGCUUAGCAACAGUGUUGAGGAGCAGGACGGCGACAGAGAGAUGGCCAGAGUGUGUGUGGCAGUACAACUUACCUUCCUUUGUGGCCUUAUACAGAUAGUGUUGUUCUUGUUGAGAGGAGGGGAUGUGUGUCACUGGCUGUCUCAGCCCCUGGUGAGCGGCUAUACCACGGCAGCAGCCCUCCAUAUCACCAUCCACCAGCUGCCUCUACUCGUUGGCAUCUCAUCCGACAGACACAGCGGUUUCCUGGCUGUAGGCUGGACGCUGGUUGAUGUGCUGUCUAGAGUGACUAACGCAACGCCUGGGACGCUGGUCGUCUCCGCCGUCUCCAUGGGGAUCCUGGUGGGAGGCAAGAUGCUGAAUAGACUCUUCAAGACCAAGCUACCCAUGCCCAUUCCAUGGGAGCUGGUGCUGAUAAUGCUGGCCACCUUCCUGUCAGUGCAGUUGGAGUUGUCAGGACAACAUAGUGUCCAGGUUGUAGGACACAUACCCACUGGCCUGUCCUCCCCAGCCCUCCCCUCUCUAGCCCAGGUCAAGGAGCUGUUUGGUCCGGCUCUGUCCCUGGCUGUGGUGGGCUUUGGCUUUACCUCCUCCAUGGGCAGAAUAUUUGCCCACAAACAUGGUUACGCCAUGGACAGCAACCAGGACCUGUUGGCGAUAGGCCUCUGCAACACAAUUGGAGGGAUGUUCCAGUGUUUCGCCGUCAGCUGCUCUUUGUCACGCAGUACGGUCCAAGAGAGUGUUGGGGUGAAAACUCAGGCGGCUGGGCUUCUCUCUGCUCUGAUGAUGCUCACCAUCUUGCUGAAGAUUGGACAUCUCUUUGAGCAGCUGCCAAUAGCAGUGUUAGCAGUGGUCAUUGUGGUAAAUCUGCAAGGGAUUCUGGGUCAGUUUCGGGAAGUCCCAGUGCUCUGGGCAUCUGACCGCUUGGACCUGCUGGUGUGGUUGGCCACCCUGAUAUCCACCCUGCUUUUCAACCUGGAUCUGGGCCUGGCUGCUGCUCUGGCCCUCUCUCUGAUCACUGUCAUCUACAGGACUCAACUCUCCCACAGUGCAAUGCUGGGUCAUAUUCCUGGGACUGACUGCUACAGGGACCUACAUCUCUAUGCUGAGGCCAGGCCGAUUCCUGGAGUAACUGUAUUCUCUUGCUCCAACCCUCUGUACUUUGCAAAUGCUGAGCUGUUCUUCAGCUCUCUCAGAAAGUCGGUGCAGCGUGUUCAACUGGAGAAUGCAGCCCUCAUUGAGAUCCAGCCCUUACCUCAAAUGUCAGGAGCAAGGCGCAGUAUGGUGCUAGAGUUUAGCUCAGUCAUCUUCAUGGACUCUGUGUCAAUCAAAGCACUAUGUAAGCUUGUGGAGGAAUUGGAGGAGCAGGGGGUCAAUGUGUUUCUGGCUGCUUGCCAAGACAGGCUGGUGAGUCAGCUGCAGGCCCAGGGCUUCAUCCCAAACACUCUGCCCAGGUCCUGCCUCUUCCCCUCAGUGCACCACGCUGUCCAACACUGCCAGAUAUCUCCUCCCUUGGCUGACCACAACACAGAGCUGAGUGAGUGUUGAUGUGCAGCAUGCAGCUCAUGGAGUGGAUGGGAAAAUGCCACUGUGGAAUUCCUACCUCAAUCAGAAUAUACAGUAGACUGAACUCCCAGCUCAAGCUGGCGUUGCGAUAGGACUAUGAAAAUGCUUUCCUUUGAGCUCAAUCUCUAAUGCUGUAGUUCAAAGUCUUCUUUUGAGCUAUGAAAAGAGAGCAGCAGUACUGUACUACUACUGUACUGCUACUGUACUACUACUGUGUUUCUACUGUACUACUACUGUAC
Molecule: messenger RNA, 15449 nt
Organism: Coregonus clupeaformis (lake whitefish)
Lineage: Eukaryota; Metazoa; Chordata; Actinopteri; Salmoniformes; Salmonidae
Product: cadherin EGF LAG seven-pass G-type receptor 3-like
Exons: 58
Coding region: 1-15192 (5063 amino acids)
Biological process (GO): cell surface receptor signaling pathway; transmembrane transport; G protein-coupled receptor signaling pathway
Cellular component (GO): plasma membrane
Molecular function (GO): protein binding; calcium ion binding; G protein-coupled receptor activity
Source: RefSeq, a predicted model, not a curated record